UCCAUUUUAAAAUAUUAAAUUGAUCACAUUACAUCUUAAAAAAAAAAAUGUUACUUCCGUUCAUUUUCUAAAGAUCCACAAUAUGGAAUUUAAAACCAUUAUCUUUACCAAAUGAAGAAAACAUUAUUAUAUUUAUCCUUCAAUCUCUUCUUUCAAAAACUCUCAAUUUGAACAAAAAUUUCUCUCUUAUUGCCAUUACACCAUAUUUCUCUAUUCUCUUUGAGAAUGGAAAACCUGACCGAAUCAAGAACUCAGCUUCUGUUCAUAUUAUCUGCUCUCUUUAUCACGUGUGCAUGGCCGUACACUGCUGCUGUUACUAGUCAGGGACUUGUCAUCGGCUUCACAACGACACCAAAUCCAUCAGUAUCCUCGUUUCAAUCUGUAUUAAACGACUCAACAGGCAAUUUCUCGCUGGGUUUUCUCCGAGUCAAUCGAACCCAACUUGCAAUCGCAGUUGUUCAUCUCCCUUCUCUCGAACCGCUUUGGCAGCCCAAGCCCACAACCUUGGCUCGCUGGUCGGACCGAACCCAGUUUUUCUUCAAUGGCAGUCUGGUAGUAUCUGAUUCACACACAGGAUUAACAUGGUCAACUGAGACACAAGGUGACAAGGUUAUUCUUCUCAAUACCUCAAAUUUGCAGAUACUGAAACAUGAAGCUUCUGUCUGGCAAAGUUUUGAUUAUCCGACAAAUACCCUCGUGGAGAAUCAGAAUUUAACAUCAGAUAUGUCUCUUGUUUCAUUAAAUGGAGUUUAUUCUCUUCGUUUAGGAGAGACUUUCAUGGCUCUGUAUGCUAAGUUUGAUCAUAACUCUAACCAAAUGUAUUGGAAACACAACGCGCUUGAAGCAAGAGCAGAUAUAGUUGAAGGAAAAGGCCCGUUACUGGCUCGAGUUGAGUCAGAUGGAUAUUUAGGUAUGUACCAAAAUGAAACAGCACCAGUUGACAUCCAAGCUUUUAACAGCUAUCAGCGCCGUAUCAGCCGGUUCCUUUUUCUCCGGUUAGAACUUGACGGUAACCUCCAAGGAUAUUUCUGGGAUGGAAACAACUGGGUAUUGGAUUAUCAAGCAAUUGCUGAUACUUGCCAGUUGCCUAACCCUUGUGGUUCCUACAGUUUGUGUAGACCCGGGUCGGGUUGUUCCUGUUUGGAUAACCGAACACAUUUUAGUUCUAGCCAGUGCUCUCCUAUUGUAUCAACUGCUAACUUCUGUAAUGGUAUCAGUGGCGGAGCGGAAGAUAGGAGAUACAAAAACGACCUGUCGGUUUUGAGAAGAAGAGGUGUGGAGUUGCCAUUUAAAGAAUUAAUGAGUUAUAAAACGACAUCGUCUUUAGAAGAAUGCGAGGGCAUAUGUCAAAGUAAUUGUAGCUGUUGGGGUGCGGUGUACAAUAAUGGAUCCGGGUUUUGUUACUUUGUGGAUUAUCCGAUCCAAACAGUGGUGGGUGUGGGUGAUGAGAGUAAAGUAGGGUAUUUUAAAAUGUGGAAAGGUCAAAAGAAGAAAAAAGAAGUGGGUGUUGGGAUUGGUGUAGGGAUCUUAAGUGGGGCUAUUUUGAUAUUGAUUGGUGCAAUUGGGUUUGGGGUCUUUAGGAUGUGGAAAAGAAGAAGAGGAGUUAAAGGGAUAUUUGAAGAGGAAAACGGGGUAUCACCCGGCCCGUAUAAGGAUCUCGGUUCGGCUAGUUUUAGAUCGAUUGAGAUGGGUCGUAGAUAAUGACGUAAGGGAUGACAUAUACUGAAAAGAUUGGUGGGAUAGGGUUUGACUGAUUGUAUUACUAAGAACAGGAAGAUCAUGGCUUAACACUUUGGUUCUUGCAGUGAUCGUGGGAUGUGGGGCCCUGAUUAAGUUAUUGGGAAGUGGGUCCAUGUUUAUCAAGAAUCAAAUAUUUUACUCUUUAUUUUUAUUUUUGGUGAGAAGAGUCAAUAUUAAAUAUGUCUGUACAGUUUGUGCUUCUAGAUAUUGUUCAUGUGCCCCACGUGACAAGUUCUCAAGGUUGGUAACUUGGCGCCCCCAUGAAGAGCUGUUUGGAAGAGAAGAAAAUUGAUGAAGAAAAAGGAGGAAAGAAAGUCAAAAAGAAAAGAAAAAAAGUCUCAACCUUGCUAUUUUGAUCGAUUUUGAGAAUGACCCUUUUGCUUGUUUUUCUAUUUUGAUCAUAUUGUACUUUAGUCUUUUUAAUUGUUUGAUUGUUCACUUACAAAUUUUAUUUUUUAUUAAUAAGAUUUUCAAGGAGAGUAAAUAA
This is a messenger RNA of Ricinus communis (castor bean), 2227 nucleotides long. Its product is annotated as PAN domain-containing protein At5g03700. Gene Ontology annotation, biological process: recognition of pollen. The record is from RefSeq and is a predicted model, not a curated record. NCBI's taxonomy places the organism in Eukaryota, Viridiplantae, Streptophyta, Magnoliopsida, Malpighiales, Euphorbiaceae. The coding region runs from base 226 to 1701 and encodes 491 amino acids. The transcript has a single exon.